Messenger RNA from Suillus bovinus, 3020 nucleotides. RefSeq names its product DNA mismatch repair protein MutS. The record is from RefSeq and is a predicted model, not a curated record. Gene Ontology annotation, cellular component: nucleus. Lineage: Eukaryota; Fungi; Basidiomycota; Agaricomycetes; Boletales; Suillaceae. The coding region runs from base 82 to 2916 and encodes 944 amino acids. The transcript has 24 exons. Gene Ontology annotation, biological process: mismatch repair; chiasma assembly. Gene Ontology annotation, molecular function: ATP binding; ATP-dependent DNA damage sensor activity; mismatched DNA binding.
GGCUGUCAGUGCGUAACAAUUUAUGUACAGAUCCAUAAUUUGUUGUCGCUUACCACCCACAGACGCAAUCAUCGGAACGACAUGAAGAGGACAAAACAAAACAGGUUUUCUAAUCGCCGUAAAAACAAAGUCGACAAGAGCACACAAAAUCACCAGCAAAACCAGACAGUACAGUCCGACACUGAAGAGAGCGUCCAAUUGCCACGAAAGAAAGUAAGAUGGGAGGGCAAUUCCGAAUCAGCGGAAGCAGUAGCAGAUACGGAGAACGGCCCUAGCUCGGAGGACGAUGCGAGCACAUCAAAGAUCUGCUUGACAAUAUUUUGCCAGUCAGGACGCAUUGCAGGCGCCUACUAUGAUUCCGUCAGGUGUAUAGUCUAUGUACUUGAAGAUACGCAAGAGGAUAUUCACUUCGAUCUUACGAACAUGCUUCUCGAGCAAUGCAACGCUGACAUAGUGUUGACCAGCUCCAAAGCUGAUGACCCGUUUAUAUCGGUCCUUCAGAAAUUUGCUGAGGCUUCUGGAGGGGUCUUUCAAAUUAGGCCACAUAAAGAGUUCACUCCUCACAGAGGGAGAGACCGCUUGUUAUCGCUUCCUUUUCUCUCCGAGUUGACAACUGAAGAUACUGGUCAAUGUUUGUCAUCCGACAAUAGUUCAGGUGCUGAGCCAGGAAACGCAUAUGAAUUUAUGCAAAAGCGCAAACAGGCAGCAGGCGACCCAACUAUGAAAAGAUGGAAUGCGGCGAUUAGGUUGGCCAACUAUGCAUCGGUGGAAUCUUCUCCUCUUUGCAUCUCGUGCCUUGGCGCUCUGCUCGACUAUCUUACGAGAGAGCGAGCGGCGAGUGACCUGGAUGAUGAUGCAGGCGUCGAGGGGCUCAACAUCUCCGGCAUCGAAGUGUUGACCAUAGAUCAGGUCAUGCAUAUCAAUGCUGAGGCACUGUUUUCGCUUCAGAUAUUCGAAAACGAGAGUCACGCGUCCAUCCACUCUGAUAAGACAAAAGAAGGUUUGUCGCUUUUUGGUAUCCUUGAUAAUACUCGGACACCCUUGGGUCGUUCGUUACUCCGCACCUGGCUCAUGCGUCCAUCUCUGUCCAUUCCUGUAAUCGCCGCCCGCCAUGACGCUAUCGAAUGCUUUCUACACCCGGAGAACUUAGCACCUGCGAGUGCUUUACAGACUCACUUGAAGGGUAUCAAGAAUAUUCCGAGGAUUCUUGGACUCCUGCAAUCUGGAAAAGCUGGCGUUGGUGACUGGCAAGGCCUAGUGAAGUUCACAUAUCACUCUGCAAUGCUACGCGACGCCCUGGCGGAACUUCACGGAGGUGAUCGAGUAGAGAUUGUACAAAAGUUGGUUGCAACUUUGGACAUUGCGAGCUUCAAGGACACCGGAAAUGCUGUCAAUGAGACGAUCGACUGGGAGGAAUCUACCAACAAUAAUCGCAUAUGUGUUAGGCCAUACAUCGACGAGGAACUAGAUCAGAGGAAACACAUUUACGCUGGAUUGGACGCUGUCUUGUGUAAGGUCGCUGAGCAGAUAUGCCAAAACAUUCCUGUGGAUUACACAACGUCCUUGAACGUGGUAUAUUUCCCACAGCUAGGUUUUUUGAUUUGCGUUCCAAUGCAGGAGGAAUGGAGGUCUGAGGAAGGCAUCAAGGUUCUGGAUGGAUGGAACUUCCAGGUAAGUCCCGAUCAUCUUUUCAGCGCCCAUGUGUAUUUCAAAUCGGAAGAGAUGCAUGACAUGGACAUGCACAUCGGCGAUCUCCACCCAUCAAUAGUCGACCGUGAAAUAGAGAUCGUCCAAGAGCUCUCGGAACGGAUCCUUGUAUUUAGUGAAGGGAUGAGACGAACAUGUGACGUUUGUGCCGAAGUGGACUGCCUGCUUGCCUUUGCCGAGGCUUCUCGGGCAUACAAUUACUGUCGGCCUCAGAUGUCAGAGGAUCCUAUCAUCGACAUUGAUCAAGGACGACACCCUUUACAAGAGCAGGUUGUCGAUAUUUUUGUUCCCAAUAAUGCUCAGCUUGUAGCUGGUAUCGGUUUCAGUGGCAGCGCUGAACUGCAGACAGAAGGCAACAGUCUACCAAUGUGUAGCAGCGUUGUUUUGUGCACUGGCGCGAAUGCAUGCGGAAAAGUAGCGAUAUCUGCUACCCUGGGAAUCGUCGACAAAAUCUUUACUCGUAUACAGACCCGCGAAUCAGUAUCCAAAGCCCAGUCCGCUUUUAUGAUUGAUCUCAAUCAGGUCUCCCUGGCCCUCCGGAAUUGUACCGUGAAGUCUCUCAUUCUCCUCGACGAAUUCGGAAAGGGGACAAUCCCUGCAGGCUCGUUCGCUCCACGGUGCAAGCAUAAUUACGGGGCUGGGUUGUUUUGCGGUGUCAUCAAGCAUCUCCUCAACCGAGGAUCUCAAUGUCCCAAGGUUUUAGCUGCCACACAUUUCCAUGAAGUCUUUCAGAAGGACAUGCUCGAUCCCCACAAGUUUCCAAUCACGUUUUUCCACAUGCAGGUGCUCUUCACUUCAAGCAAAGGCAACAACCUCGAUCCCGGUGACGUGUCGAUAUCUGAAGACUUAGACUUGACCAAUCAUGAACGAUCGGAACCUACAUUUUCUGUCGCCCCUGGAGAGAAGAUAACCUAUCUUUAUCGUAUCUCCCCGGGUCUUUCCCGCAAUUCUCAUGCAGCUCAAUGUGCUACGAUAUUUGGUUUGCCGUCCCGUAUUGCGCAGCGUGCACAGUACGUCAGCAAAUUGUUGGGCGACCAUGAACUUGGGCAGCUUUUGGAAGAGAAAAUGACCGCGGAGGAGCAAGAAAACAUCAAGGCUGCUGGGAUUGCCACCUACAAAUUUCUGGCCAUGGAUCUCACGAACGAUUCUCAUGAAAAAGACAUCAAAUCAAGGCUUGUAAAAGUGCUUGGUCGGGUUCAUCAUGAAUGAUUAUAUUCCACCCAUGUGUAUGAUAUCACUGUAAAGAUUACUGUGACUCUAGAAAAUCCAAGCAAAGCCUUCUCAGUCAAAUUUCGGGAAAUAUUAUCUUCCUG